Arvicanthis niloticus (Nile rat) is the source of this 1962-nucleotide messenger RNA. NCBI's taxonomy places the organism in Eukaryota, Metazoa, Chordata, Mammalia, Rodentia, Muridae. The record is from RefSeq and is a predicted model, not a curated record.
GCCAAGGGCGUGUCACCGCCCGGGUAGCGGGGAGCGCGGCGGCGUGGCAGGAGAAGAGACAACCGGGGACGGCCCUUGAAAGAUCAGGAGCACAUGGGCCUGCGGGAAUGGCGCUGACAGCAGGCUCCGCGCCGGGCCAGACCGCGUUACCUUCGCCCCAAUGGACGCCACCAACAUCUGGGCGUCCCUGCCAGCCAAGCCGCCACUGCGCAGCCGCGCCCGAGGACCAGCAGGUGGGCGGGGCCACGAGUCGGAUGUGCCCUUUACUACAGACCCUUCCGGAAACCCAGCUGGCCGGAACUGCCUGGAGUUCCUGCCUCCAGGCGGAGCCUCUGGUUGCUCGGCAACCCGUGGGAGCGCGACUGACUCGCUCCAAGUUCCCGGGAGAAACCCUAGGGUACCCGCGACCUGCUGCUGGGGCCCGCUCGCAUCCCGCCCCCUUCCCCGUGAGCGGCAGUCUCUCGGGUCGCAGCAUCCCUGCCCCUGGCACUACUUACACGUCUCCGGCUACAACGACUCCUUAGCCCCCACCUGCUUCAGAGCCCACCUUCACCAAAGGGGAGGCGACUCGACCCCCAACAUGGCGUCGGCGGUGACAGACCGUAACCCUCGGGCGGCCGAGGCCUCAGGCACCUACACCUAUACUAGCAGGCCCCGGGCCGUGGCUUGCCAGCGCCGCCGCUACCGGGAUAGCAUUUUGCAGCCAGUUGAAGAACCUAUGAAUUAUGGGAACAUCAUGUAUGACAGGAGGGUGAUCCGAGGCAACACUUAUGCACUGCCCACAGGACAGGUGCCUGGACAGCCUGAUCCUCUAGAGCUUCAGCGACAGCAGCAGGCCAGGAGAAGGGCUCUUGCCAGAAAACGGGCCCAGGAGCAGCUCAGACCACGGACGCCUGAGCCCGUGGAGGGCAGGAAGCAUGUGGACGUGCAGACAGAAUUAUACCUUGAAGAAAUUGCUGACCGCAUAGUGGAAGUCGACAUGGAAUGCCAGACAGAUGCAUUUCUGGACAGACCACCAACACCCCUCUUCAUUCCUGCCAAAACCGGCAAAGAUGUGGCCACUCAGAUCCUAGAAGGAGAGCUUUUUGACUUUGAUCUUGAAGUCAAGCCAAUGUUAGAGGUUCUGGUGGGGAAGACAAUUGAGCAGGCCCUUUUAGAGGUGAUGGAAGAGGAGGAGCUAGCCAACCUGCGGGCCAGUCAGUAUGCAUAUGAAGAAAUACGCAACGUGGAGCUGGCUGAAGUGCAGCGACUGGAAGAGCAAGAGAGAAGGCACCGAGAGGAAAAGGAACGCCGUAAGAAACAGCAGUGGGAGAUUGUACAUAAGCAGACUGAGACGUCACAAAAGAUCUCGGCUCGUGCAUUCGCUCAGCGGUACCUGGCUGACCUUCUCCCAUCUGUCUUUGACAGUCUCAGGAAUAGUGGCUACUUUUAUGAUCCAAUUGAAAGAGAUAUUGAGGUAGGAUUCCUUCCAUGGCUAAUGAAUGAAGUUGAAAAAUCCAUGGAACACAGCAUGGUGGGAAGAACUGUGCUUGACAUGUUGAUCCGUGAAGUGGUUGAAAGAAGGAUCAAUGAUUACGAGCGUAAGGAAACCACGCAGCCUGCUCAGAGGACACAAGAGGUGGUUAAUGGUCCUAACACAGUGACAGAUCCCUCGGUGAGUUUAGAAUUACAGGAGCCAACCACAUUGCACACAGACAAAGUCUCCUCACAGACAACACCAUUCCAAGAAAGGAAGCCUGUGGAAGAGGGGGAUCCCUUAUGGCAGAGUGACCAAUCAGAUCUGAGGGAGUCUGUAGGGGAGGAACUGUCACAACCAGAUGGAUCACUGGAUCCCGAGAGCAGCUCAACAUCUGGUCAGUAAUAAUGCAAGUCAGGUACUAGUGCAUGUGACCCAGACUUUAGAAAUGUGUUACUUAGCCACCAAAUCUUUUUGUCUUGUUGGUAAACAAAUCAAUUCUGAUU